AUGGCUUCUCCACCGCAACCUCCGCCCGACCCCAACCGCUACGCGACAGAGGACUUUUUCAUCAACUCGAAACGGACGUGGUCCGCCGAGAAAGACAAGGUGCUCACGGGGCCGUUUGACUACCUCAAUGGACACCCAGGCAAGGACUUUCGGUCGGCGCUAGUCAAGGCGUUUGACGCCUGGCUCGAAGUGCCUUCGGAGAGCCUCGAGGUGAUUACCAAGGUGGUCAGCAUGCUCCACACGGCCUCGCUUUUGGUGGACGACGUCGAGGACAGCAGCCAGCUGCGCCGGGGCCUGCCCGUGGCCCACUCGAUAUUCGGCAUCCCCCAAACCAUCAACAGCUCCAACUACAUCUACUUUUGCGCUCUGCAGGAGCUGCAGAAGCUCAAAAACCCCAAGGCCGUCAGCAUCUUCGCCGAGGAGCUGCUCAACCUGCACCGGGGGCAGGGCAUGGACCUGUUUUGGCGCGACACGCUGACGUGCCCGACCGAGGACGACUACCUCGAGAUGGUGGGCAACAAGACGGGCGGGCUCUUCCGGCUGGGCAUCAAGCUGAUGCAGGCCGAGUCGCGCAGCCUGGUGGACUGCGUGCCGCUCGUCAACGUCAUUGGGCUCAUCUACCAGAUCGCCGACGACUACAAGAACCUGUUUAGCGCCCAGUACACGGCCAACAAGGGCAUGUGCGAGGACCUGACCGAGGGCAAGUUCAGCUUCCCCGUCAUCCACAGCAUCCGCUCCAACCCGUCCAACAUGCAGCUGCUCAACAUACUCCGCCAAAAGACGAGCGACGAGGAGGUCAAGCGCUACGCCGUCGCCUACAUGGAGAGCACGGGCAGCUUCGACUACACGCGCCGCGUGCUGGCCGUCGCCCAGGUUGCGGAAGAAAUCGCGCGAUAG
Molecule: messenger RNA, 897 nt
Organism: Canariomyces notabilis
Lineage: Eukaryota; Fungi; Ascomycota; Sordariomycetes; Sordariales; Chaetomiaceae
Product: geranylgeranyl pyrophosphate synthetase
Exons: 2
Coding region: 1-897 (298 amino acids)
Biological process (GO): isoprenoid biosynthetic process
Molecular function (GO): prenyltransferase activity
Source: RefSeq, a predicted model, not a curated record